Messenger RNA from Naegleria lovaniensis, 1116 nucleotides. RefSeq lists its product as uncharacterized. The record is from RefSeq and is a predicted model, not a curated record. The transcript has a single exon. The coding region runs from base 1 to 1116 and encodes 371 amino acids. NCBI's taxonomy places the organism in Eukaryota, Heterolobosea, Eutetramitea, Acrasida, Naegleriidae.
AUGAAACAAAACACUUUUGAGAAUUCGGAAUGGAACUCACUCACUCGAUUGGAAUUGUUGGAUUUUUUCUCAAAUUCUUCCAUAGCAUCAUCAACCUCACCUCCGAUAGAAAUUCAACCUUUCACUCAUUUGGAAUUAUUUUCAAAAUUCCGAGACAAGAUGAGACGUGGUAAAACACCCAUCCUGCCCUUCUCCAUCACAACUUUCAAACUCGUGAACACGAUCAAGAAAUUUUCCGUUCGCUCUGAACUAAAUAUUUUCAAAUGUAAUGAUCAAUCAAGGAUGUUUGAUGGUAUUGCUGAUGUCAAAGACUCUGAAAAGGAAUACACAAUGGAUGCUCCAGUGGGGAUUAAAAUUUCACACCAUCAUCAAUGUAUCAUUGUGAGUGAUUAUAACAAUCAAAAUACGAUCAUUGUCGAUUUGGAAAAUUGUAAAUCAUUGAAAAAGAUUCUUCCUAUUCAAACAAAUGCAAUUGAAUUGGACAGAAAUUAUAAUGGUCUUCAUCAAGAUGCCUUGUUGUGCUUUAGGAAAUCUUGUGUAAUGAAGUAUGAUUUGAAUCAACUCUUGACGGAAUCAUUUGAAUCUGUUACACCUUUAUGGACAUCCACGAAAUGUUCAGCUUUGGUAGGAAUGACAAUUGUAGGACAAGAGGUUUUAGUGACUGGUGAUAACAAUCGUGUCUAUGUAUUAAGCUUGCUGAAUGGAGAAUUAUUGCAAACCAUGACAUUGCCAGACACAAUUUUACGUGCGACAGGAAUUGAUGCUCUUUCACACAAUGAAGUAGUAUUGGGAGAGGGUUAUCCCUUUGAUCGAUUGAUUCUUUGUAGAAAAAUUGAUAACACUUGGAAAUUUGUUAAAAUUUUAGUCGAAGAAAGUGUUGAAAGAGAAAAUGAAACACCCUAUCCUUAUCAUUUAGUGAUUGAUAGAGCAACAAGGAAUAUAAUUGUGAGUUCGUGCUAUGGCCUUGAACUUCGAAUUUUUUCUCCAGAUGGACAAAAACGAAGAACGUACGGCAAGGAUCUAUUGAGUUAUCCUGAAGGAAUGUGUAUUAAUGAGCUAACAGGAGAGCUAUUUGUUUGUGACACUGAUCACUGCAGUAUUCAUAUUUUCAAGUAA